This is a messenger RNA of Salarias fasciatus (jewelled blenny), 2131 nucleotides long. RefSeq names its product solute carrier family 7 member 8b (gene slc7a8b). Gene Ontology annotation, cellular component: membrane. The record is from RefSeq and is a predicted model, not a curated record. The coding region runs from base 201 to 1757 and encodes 518 amino acids. Gene Ontology annotation, biological process: neutral amino acid transport; amino acid transmembrane transport. Gene Ontology annotation, molecular function: neutral L-amino acid transmembrane transporter activity; L-amino acid transmembrane transporter activity. NCBI's taxonomy places the organism in Eukaryota, Metazoa, Chordata, Actinopteri, Blenniiformes, Blenniidae. The transcript has 12 exons.
CGGCGCUGUCAGCUGGAGCGUCUCCAUCAGGGCCAGGCUGCGGCUGGAACUCCUCCAAACAUGGAGCUCAACACAUAACAGCGACUCUUCACCGACGUCUCCGCUGCCUGCGGCUGCCGGGAAGGUAGCUGUUGCCUGGUCGCCACCUGAACCAUCGCUGCAGGAGGAGGAGAAGGAGGAGGACUGGACCCAGCUUCAGGAUGACGGUGGAACAGAGGAAUCGGAGCAGCGGCGGCGGCACCAGCAGCCAGUCGCAGCACGGCGAGGGUGGCCAGGCCGAGGGGGGCUCUGGAGUAGCUCUGAAACAACAGAUUGGUCUAAUCAGUGCCUGUGGCAUCAUAGUGGGCAACAUCAUCGGGUCUGGGAUAUUUGUGAGUCCUAAGGGCGUCCUGGAGAACGCCAGCUCCGUGGGCGUGGCCAUCUUCGUGUGGAUCAGUACUGGACUCAUCACGGCCGUUGGCGCCCUCUGCUACGCGGAGUUGGGCGUGACCAUCCCGAAGUCGGGGGGAGACUACUCCUACGUCAAGGACAUCUUUGGUGGACUGGCCGGGUUUCUGCGUUUGUGGACCGUGGUGUUGGUCAUCUACCCGACGAAUCAGGCCGUGGUCGCCCUCACCUUCUCGAACUACAUCCUGCAGCCCCUCUUUGAAUCCUGCCAGCCGCCGGAGACGGCGCUGCGACUGCUGGCUGCCAUCUGCCUGUUGCUGCUGACGUGGGUGAACUGCUACAAUGUGCGCUGGGCUACAUGUGUCCAAGAUGUCUUCACCGCAGGGAAGCUUCUGGCUCUGGGCCUCAUCAUAACCAUGGGCAUAGUCCAGAUAUGCAAAGGUCACUACUACUGGCUGGAGCCGGCACACGCCUUCGAGACGUUCCGUGACUACGAUGCUGGUUUGAUCGCUCUCUCCUUCCUGCAAGGCUCCUUUGCAUACGGAGGCUGGAAUUUCCUCAACUACGUUACGGAGGAGCUGGUCGACCCGUUCAGGAAUCUACCACUUGCGAUCUCCAUCUCAAUCCCAGUGGUCACCUUUGUUUACGUGUUUGCCAAUGUGGCCUACGUCACGGCCAUGAGCCCCCAGGAGCUGCUGGACUCCAACGCCGUGGCAGUGACAUUUGGAGAGAAGCUUCUGGGAGUGGCGUCGUGGAUCAUGCCCAUCUCUGUGGCUCUCUCCACCUUCGGGGCAGUCAAUGGCUCCCUCUUCACAUCAUCGCGGCUGUUUUUCGCCGGUGCGAGGGAAGGCCAUCUACCACGCUUGUUUGCCAUGAUUCAUGUUGAGCGCUGCACUCCCAUCCCGGCCUUACUGUUUACUUUGAUCACCACUAUGCUGAUGUUGUGCACCAGUGACAUUUACACCCUCAUAAACUAUGUGGGCUUCAUCAACUACCUCUUCUACGGCGUCACCGUCGCUGGACAGAUUGUGCUGCGUGUACAGAAGCCCGACAUGCCACGACCAAUCAAGGUGAGCCUGGUUUGGCCUGUGAUCUACCUGCUCUUUUGGGCCUUCCUGCUGGUCUUUUCUCUCUACUCGGAGCCCCUCGUCUGUGGCAUUGGCCUGGCCAUCAUGAUGACCGGUGUCCCUGUGUAUUAUCUUGGCGUUCACUGGAAAGACAAGCCAAAGUAUUUUAACACUGCCCUGGAUAAAAUGACACAUUUGUGCCAAAAGCUGUGUCUGGUGGUCUACCCUUCCAUGGAGGAGAGUUCAGAGCCACAGCAGCCCGAUGAGCGAGCAUCUGAAGGGGACACGGGAAAAAACGCAUGAAUCUGCAGUUGGUCCAUUUUCCCACAUAUGGCCGAAAGGCGGCGAAGAAAAGGCUUCUGGAAAGAGUUACAGAGUGACUGGAUGUAAAUGAUUGUCCUAAAUGUUUUGUCGCACUGGGAUCUGAUGGGCCUUAAUCCGAAACACAUUUAUACUGCAGUAACAUUUUUUUUUCUUUGAGUUCACCUGCUGUUUUUUUUUUUCUUUCUUUUUUGUAGAAUACUCACUCUGGUAAGGUUUUGAAAAUGUAUGUAAAUUUGAUUUCAUUUGUUCACACCAUCCCCUUGCUGUAAGAUUCAGUGAGAUCUUAGAUUUUUCACAUUAGGAAUGUAUGUAUUUCAGGUAAAGUAAGUAAUAAAAAAAAAAUCCACCUUUAU